AUGGACUUUACCUAUCCUCAAUUGUUUGAUAUUGUCGAUGAAACAACAUUGGAUGCUGAUUUUUUCCAUGGCCUCCCUUCGCAGCAACAGCAAGAUGUAGAACAUACAAAAAAACAACAUGCCCUGACUCAUUCAUCCUCGCCCUUUUAUUUGCAUUACCUCCAAUCUACUACUAAUACUGCUACUACUACUACUACUACUAACAAUAUACCAACUAAUGCCAGCAACAACAGCAACAACAGCAACAACUUUUUCUAUGAUUCCAUGCACCCACUCAACUUGGAUUUGGUCGAUUAUGACUACAGCUUCCAACAACCUCAAUGCGCUCUAGACCAAAAGCAACAGUACAACUGGCUGUAUGAUCCAAUUGACACUUAUCUGCCACAGCAAAAUAGCCUCUUUUGCGAUGAAACCAUGAUGAGCAACAUCAUGACAACCAACACCCAGCAGCAAUCCCAAUUUGAUUGCAUCAUGUCUGAAAAUGACACGGAGGAGAACAUUACUGUAGAAGGUGGCAUGUCUCGUGGCUAUGUCAGUCUUAGUGAUGUCAAUUCGUUUGUCGCCAAGGCUGACUCUGCCAAACAGCAGCAUGCUUGCCUCUUGCAGCUAUCUUCGCUGCAAGAAAACUUGCUCCUCGAUGACUUUUCGCUGAAACCACCACAUCAAAAUCGUGAUUUCAUGUCCUCAUCUGAAUCCACAAACGACGAUAGCGAGGAUGACUAUUCUGAUAACAACAGCGAUAUCGAUCUACGCUGGAAUGCACUCAUGUCAAGCUACGGCAUGCCCGCUAUCCAUGGUACUUCAUCCGCUGUGGGUGCCACUAUGACCUCUGCUAAUGCUAAUACUGUUACCAACAACAACAAUACCACACAUGCCAACGAAAAACUUAUGAUCAAAAUCAAGAAACCUAGACACGGUGUCCCUUCGCCUAUGAGCAGUGUCUUACCAAGCCCCUACGGAGAACAUGCAUGGGAUUUAGUUGCUCCCAAAACAUCGAAAUCAGCAGGCUAUAAAUCCAACAGCAAAUACAGAAAAUCCAUGUCCAACAUAUACAAUGCCACAGCGACCAAUGGCAAAAAGAAGACCAACAAAUUUGAUCUCAAGGGGCGUCGCGGUAGUGCACCUCAUCGUAUUACCAUUCACAACAAUGCCAGUGCUAGUAGCACGGGCAGCCUUCAUUCAUCUUCCUCUCUAUCGUCUCUGUCAAGCAACCUACAGCGAUCCAUGCGUGUCUCGGAGAGUAUCCACAGCCUGCUCUCUGACGAGGAUGAACCAGAUCAAGAACUAGAAGAGGAACAUGAGCUAUUACUAGAGGAGGAGGAAGAAGACGACGAUGAUGAUGAAUACCAGAUCAGAGCAACCAAUGCACCCAGUCACGGCCAAUUACCCACCAAGAAGGGACGCAAUGUAGAUAAAGCCUGUAAUCACUGUAAACGUUCCCACUUGAGAUGCGAUGAUAUGAGACCCUGUCGUCGCUGUGUUGCUACUGGAAAGCAAGGAUGUAAAGAUGUUCAACAUAAGCCAAGAGGAAGACCAAAGCUUCAUAAGAAAUUGACCAAAUAA
Molecule: messenger RNA, 1563 nt
Organism: Mucor velutinosus
Lineage: Eukaryota; Fungi; Mucoromycota; Mucoromycetes; Mucorales; Mucoraceae
Exons: 2
Coding region: 1-1563 (520 amino acids)
Biological process (GO): regulation of DNA-templated transcription
Molecular function (GO): zinc ion binding; DNA-binding transcription factor activity, RNA polymerase II-specific
Source: RefSeq, a predicted model, not a curated record